Messenger RNA from Sitophilus oryzae (rice weevil), 1938 nucleotides. Its product is annotated as transmembrane protein 135-like. The transcript has 9 exons. Lineage: Eukaryota; Metazoa; Arthropoda; Insecta; Coleoptera; Curculionidae. Bases 218 to 1633 code for a protein of 471 amino acids. The record is from RefSeq and is a predicted model, not a curated record.
GUCAAGUAAUAAAAAUAAAUGCAAUAAAACGAAAUGAAUUGGUGAUAAGAUCAAAGUCGAAGAAAACAUUUGUGAUAGUUAAUGUUCUUAAUUCGUAUAUGUUUAAGUUACAUAAGUCGCCACAUUUGUUUUUAAUUAAAGUAAUUGUGGUUGCCAAUACAUUUUAGUGAGUGUAGUGCAAGUGUCCUCUUUUUCUCUUGAGCAAUUUACAAACAAGAUGUCUGUUGUUCUAAGCAAAUUGUUGGGGCCUCCUUUAGAUGUUUCUUGUUAUACCUAUGUCCACCCAUGGAAAGAAUCGUGUAGUACAGCUAUUGCAGGUUGUUUUUUAUAUUGCAUAUUUGAUUCCUUAAGAAUCUAUGGCACAGUUUAUCUUUGCACCCUUUUAAUGAAAGGAAGAAUACCCACAAAACAGGACAUCAAAAGGACUCUCCAGGGUAUUGUACAAUCGACAGCUUUUCUUAGUUUUACUGGUUUUGGAUACAGUCUAUUUUUAUGCAGUCUUAGGAGGCUAUUAGGCAAUUUUAAUAUACUCACUGUUUCAUUCUUACCUGCAUUCUUAUCAAGUGUAUUUUCCAUUUUAAUUGAAAGACCUUCUCGAAGAGUUUUGCUUUGUUUAUAUGUUAGUAAUGUAGCUACUGAAACCGUAUGGAACAUGUUGGUCUCGAGAAACUUGGUCAGAAAUAUUCGUCACGGUGAUGUAGCGCUCUUCGGUAUUAGUAUGGCUCUAUUACUUACUUAUUACAAAAAGGGGAAUCAAAAAGAAGUGCCAGAUUCCAUGUUUAAGGUUUUAAGAUUUGUUGUAGGUCCCUACGAAGACAAGGACUAUGGCGUCAGACAUCCCGUUGAACCACCAAGCGCAUUCUACCGGCAAAGAGUGGCAAACAUAAACAACGAUCCGUCACAACAUACUCGGCGUCCCAAGAACGUUGUAUAUCACCUUAUUACUCAGAUGCUGCGAAUUUACAAGAAAAUCAUACACAGGGUAAAGUGUCAGGGUAGACAUACCAGUUGUCCUCAUCCAUUCAGCUGUCUUUAUUACGUCGCAGGCGGCACCACAAAAAUGUUUAGCAUAGGCUUGGGAAUACAGAUAACAUUGAAACUGGUGCUAAAUAUGAAGAGGAUAUUUGCAUCACCAAAAAAUAUGAAACAGAUCUUUUUGAGGAAGGACAUAGUGAAUUUAGGACUGUUCUUAGGAUUAUACUCCGGAUUAUUUAGGGGUUCUUUGUGUGUACUGAGGCGGAUAUUCGGAAAAGACGACCCUGCUUUUGCUUUCCCAGCCAGUCUUCUUGCUGCUAUAUCUUUUAAGAAAUAUCCAGACACAACAGUGGCGCUUUACGUCAUGUGGAAGGCUGCACAGAUAACGUACAACUUGGGGAUACAAAAAGGAUAUUUACCUAAAGUGCCUGGUUUCACGGAAUUCCUGUAUUGCCUGAGUACCGGUAUUCUGUUCCAUGCGGCUUUGGUCGAACCCACCAAUUUGAGGCCAAGCUAUUGGAAAUUCUUGCAUUCCAUUUCUGGAGGAAGGAUAGCUUGUAUGGCACGUGAACCGCUCGAUGCGUUCGGUUUGAACACAACAGAAUCUCUAGCAAAGGUUUUGAAAUCAACGAAAACAGUACCUAUAGUUUACUUUUAAUCAUCGAUAAUAACAUUUCAUUAGAUCAUUUUAAGCGGGAUUUUUUAAAUGAAAAAGUACUUGUGAUACAUGAUAAAUUCCAAAUCAUCAAUAGUCACAUCUUAAGCUCUCUGUACCGUUAUCAUCACAAACUUAACAUUAAGAAAUAUGGAACAAAAUUAUUCAUUACAGGACAAUUUCAAUGUUAAAUUCAUUCACCUAAUAGUAUUUUAAAUAUUUUUUGUGUUAUUCAUAAAGGGAACUGUGAUUUUUGUUCAAUUUUUUAAGAAAAAAAUUUUCUAAGGAAAAUUAUACAGGGUUGUUCA